UCUACAGAGUGUAAACGGCAGCUGAUGUUCAGAUUAGAAAUCCUUAUGGAAACACCAGAACCACACCAGCAGAACCCUGUUCCAGAAAGCAGAGUAUGUUACAUACCCGGAUAAGUUUAAGGGGGUUACAACACAAUAAAAGGUUGUGAGAUCAGCAGGAAGACCAAUCACUGACACUCCGUUCAACCAGCAAGCAGCUCAAAGAAUCAACCAAGACACAGAUGAUGAUGAAAGCCUCUGUCGCCGUGGUGACCUUCUUCAUACUCUUCUCAUCCGUCCUGACAUCUGAGCCUGCCUUUGAGCCACAUACAUGCUGCUUUAACUUCUACCAGAAAAAGAUACCUGCUCAUGUGGUGCAGAGCUUCAGACACACGGACGAGCAGUGUGUCAUGAGAGGUGUUAUUAUUAAGAUGACAAAUAACAAAGACAUCUGUGUUGACCCGUCCUCAGAGUGGGUGAAGAAACUCGUGAAUGUCCCCCAGUGAAGCCCAUCUCCACUUUGACCCAGAAUUCAUAGUUACUGGAUUUAUAAACCUUCAAAGAUAUCAGAGAAGACACAGCUAGAAAAUUUAAGGGCUGCUUUAUAUUAACAGCUAAAGAAAACGCUCAUCAAAUAUAUUGCAAAAUAUAUUCUGCUGCUUUGACACAGUUUGUUUUAUCAUAAAUCUGCUGAAGAAGUAAAUAGUUACUCAAACCUGCAAAUGUACGAAAGAAAAAAAAACAAAACUAUAUUUUCACUUUUUUGUAUUCUUGGGAAUUCAUUUUCUCCAUCUUUCCUUUUAAUGAAUCAAAUUUCAAAACUGCUUUAGAUUCUGACUGAUUAAAUACUAAAACAAUUGUUAAAAUAAAUGGAAACUUUUGACAACAAA
Molecule: messenger RNA, 869 nt
Organism: Oryzias melastigma (Indian medaka)
Lineage: Eukaryota; Metazoa; Chordata; Actinopteri; Beloniformes; Adrianichthyidae
Product: eotaxin-like
Exons: 4
Coding region: 222-485 (87 amino acids)
Biological process (GO): inflammatory response; positive regulation of ERK1 and ERK2 cascade; lymphocyte chemotaxis
Cellular component (GO): extracellular region
Molecular function (GO): chemokine activity; CCR chemokine receptor binding
Source: RefSeq, a predicted model, not a curated record